UACCAGCGUCAAGCGGUUGCUCCACGGGCUCUCGCUGGUUUCGAUGACUCCGAGGCGCAACAUUUCGUCCACCUCGGCAAACAACAGCUCUUGCACCGCGGGAGAUACCGGUUAGAAUCGCUCCUUUACGGGUACGGCUCCCUCGAUUAAUUGAAUUUCGUGCCUUUCGAGCGUCGUUCUUCCCAAACCAUGCGUGUCGAAUGCCCUGAAGUUGCUCUUCACCUGGUCCAGACGUGUCUGCUGCGUGUGCGUCAACUCGUGCGGUUCCGUUGGUCUACUCCUAGUCAGCACCUCAGCAUCAAUUUCGGCUAAUUCCUUGUGUCGUUCUAGGCCUACUAUAUGCGGAGACAGAAAAAACUUCCGCCAGAAAUCGACCCCUAGGUACAGCGGUUGUUGCAGCGAGGGACACAGGAACAACUCCAUAGUCUGCUUCUGGCCUCCAUACGUCAUUACCGUCGACACAUGUCCCAGUAUUUUAUGAGGAGUGCCGCCUGCUUUCCAGGCCACCUUUCCCCAGAAGGCUCACCGAUGCCCCUGUAUCCAGUAGUCCCAUGCGAAUGGUCUGUCAUCCUGACGAAUUGCCGAGUGGACUGCAGCACACACCUGGAGCCGCCUUCUCUUGCGCCCCUGAAACCUGUCCCGAGCCCGCUGUGCUCUGACUGCUCCCGUUCGGAUACUCUCAUCGAGUUCGUCCCCCAUUAUCCGAUUCCUGGUCUGUUCGUACUGCCGCUGUCUCUCCUUUAUCGGCUUGCGCUCGGACCAUCUAGCUUCGGGGGUAUCUAAUUUAACGUUGGAGGGCCUAUCUAUUGGCUGCUUCGCGGCGACGUGGAACUCGACUCCUCCAAUUGCGUCGUGCUCCUUUUCGCGUUUCCCGGCCGACAUUUAGGGCAUUUAGGGAGGAUGACCCCGGCCAGCCCGCACUUGUACCAGAACAGGUUACGCACGGCCGACUCACACUCAAAAUAGGUGUGACCCGGCUGAGCGCAAUUCCAGCACUUUAGCUGGGUGCGGUCGCCUCCGGAUUCCCUCGUCCUAUGGACAGCAUCCAAUGCCUCGGUCUGUUCCUCCGGGUCGU
Molecule: messenger RNA, 1075 nt
Organism: Drosophila miranda
Lineage: Eukaryota; Metazoa; Arthropoda; Insecta; Diptera; Drosophilidae
Exons: 3
Coding region: 463-783 (106 amino acids)
Source: RefSeq, a predicted model, not a curated record